Paramecium sonneborni is the source of this 671-nucleotide messenger RNA. Lineage: Eukaryota; Ciliophora; Oligohymenophorea; Peniculida; Parameciidae. The record is from the annotation of a GenBank genome assembly.
UAAGAUUAAUGAAAAACGAAAGUGAAAGUCGAGUUUCAAUAGACAAUUUAUCAAUCAAUAAGGCUACAGCUCCUUUAGUUACUAAUUAUAAAUAGUUGGUUUGUUGUUUUGUGAAAUAAAUGCUCUUUGAUGUUGUAAUCCCAGGAUAAAAGAUGUUUACUGAAGAUAAGAAAUAAAACCUAAGAAAUUAAAUUUUAUUCUAUCAAUAAGGCUUUGCAAGAAACAUGAAUGAUGAAUAAGCAUAUUAAGAAUUAAUAAUGUUAACAACAUCAUCUCCUCAUUUUAUAGAAUUGCUUAAAAAGACAUGUUAUAAUUUAAUUGGAUAAAACUAAGAGACUGAAGCCUAGGUUAAUAAAGAACUAAAUAGAAGUAUAUCAUCUAUAGAAACAUUUUCUGGAAACAUUAAGAUGAUAGAUAAAAAUAUUCUUGUAAAUUGGUCAACCACUAGAUAAAAACUGUACAGUAAAACCAUUAUUGAUAUAAUCAUGAGAGGAUUGUUGUUAAGUUAUUUCUUAGAAAUAAUCAUUCGAUCAUCAUUGAAACAAGAUUUUACAUUCAACUUUUUUAUUACAAUAGAGUAUAAUUAAUGUUGCUUAGAGAAAGAAGUUUAGUCCAUAUUCAAGAUUAGUGAUUAAACAACCUAAUACGAAUUUAAAUUUUAUAAACAAUGA